AUGGAAUCGUCGCUGCCUGAACAGCUGUUCCUUGAUUUUCGUGUCUCUGACGUCCUUGAUAAAACCAUAAGACUACCAAGAGUCGAGCCAUGGGCAUCUCAGUACUGCACGGCUAUCUCAGAAAAGCGCUAUGGUGAUGCGAUCUAUGCUCGAUAUCAUAUGGAUGGACAAAGCAAAGAUGGCGUUCACAUCGAUCUGUGUGGUUGUGGGAAAGGAAAACCACACAAAACCCUUGUAUUCGACAUAAUUAUGGAAGACGCCCGAGAUUAUGCGCAAGGGUCCCCUGAUCUCUAUCGCGACGCACUGCUAUUCUACAGCACUACAAGCCCAAAUGACAACCGACGGGAUAUAAUUCAGGAACUCUUCAAGAUUGGAGAUUGGAUGAACAUUCGGAUCACGUCGCUCGAUGCUAGCUGCCCUCAAGCGGCCGUCCUAUGA
Penicillium pulvis is the source of this 438-nucleotide messenger RNA. RefSeq lists its product as uncharacterized. The transcript is spliced from 2 exons. The coding region runs from base 1 to 438 and encodes 145 amino acids. Lineage: Eukaryota; Fungi; Ascomycota; Eurotiomycetes; Eurotiales; Aspergillaceae. The record is from RefSeq and is a predicted model, not a curated record.